Molecule: messenger RNA, 1017 nt
Organism: Trichomonas vaginalis G3
Lineage: Eukaryota; Parabasalia; Trichomonadida; Trichomonadidae
Exons: 1
Coding region: 1-1017 (338 amino acids)
Source: RefSeq, a predicted model, not a curated record
AUGAGUAUCAAGAUUCCUCCAGGUGCUCCUGUUUUUAAGGCCGUGAAGACUCAGGAUAUUAAAACCAUGAGCGAGCGUUUUGUCUACAUGAUGAACGACCGUGCCGGUGAUGAUUAUUACUUCAACUGCAUUGACCAAAAGAGAAAAGGUCUUGCAAAGCAAGAGCAACCAAUCAAAGUUCAAAGCAAUAAAUCACAGCGUUAUGAAGGCUUUGCUGAUAUUGAUACACCAAGCUUAGGUGUUUCACGUCUUAAACAUUCAAUCGAAUCACAACCAUUUAAUACAAUUUCAGGCAUCGAACUUGAUUAUUCUCUCCCAUUCGAAUCAAACGAGCUUCUUAUCAACAGAUUCUGGGCAAAGCUCAUCCAAUUGGAAGAGCUCAACAGAUCACCAGAGAGAAAUAUGCCAUCUAUCAAUGCUUAUGUUCGUUUCUGUGUCCACCUCAUCGAACUCGAUGAGACAAGUGCCUUUGAUGUUGAAGGAAAACCAGAACAACAUCAAAAUUUGGUCUACUUCUUAAACCAAGAGACCGGACAGAAGUCAUUGAUAAGAUUUUUGGAUAUGCUCCCCAAUUUCCAGAAGCGUUUCUUCUUUACUGCUUUUAUGGUACUCAAAGAUAUCAAUGUCGAUGAUAACAGCCAGUUUGCUAUUGAUUUCUAUACUCGCUUGAUAGCUUUCCUCAAGACAUGCAAGCCAAAGUGGGUUGUUGCUUUUGCUCGUGAAAUUUCUCGUGCAGGAUUUGCAAACUUAGCUGCAAAGAGAUUCAGACUUGGUUGCGCUGCUUUAGUAUUCUCUCGUGCUCGUAAGUUCCUUACAGAAAAGGGUAUUGACAAAGCAGAGUCUAAAAUGCUUACACAUUCCAUCCAAGUCUUCGGUGAUGUCAUUGAGAAAGACAAGGCAGUCCUUCUUGCAGGAGAAUUCGAUACUGCUUUCAUGGGUGUUAUUCUCCACGCAAUUCUCAAGGUAUCUGGUUCAAACUCCAAGAUUAUCGCUGUUUUACGACAAAACAAUGCAUAA